AAUUCGUCGCGCGUGGAGUCUGGGAUCGGACGGGCAAGGCCCCCCCACCAGCAGCGCUAUUUGCAUUCUCAAUAUUGUCACAGUCGGUGCUCGGAUGCCCCGUCAACAACAACGCUGCAGCAGUAGUGCAUCAUCAUUGAGUAAGUUGUGAAGACAGCUCCGGACAGAGUAGUGGGUACCAUGGAGGGAGGAGUGUGAUUUUCUUUUCAAAAGAAAAGCUGGGUUGGCUUUCCCGAUCAUCAUCGUUUAUAUUCCCAAUUGGUUCGCUGGAUGAUGGGUUGCGAAUGAGAAUAAAAGGGUAGGCCAACGUCGUGGUCGAGUGGACGGCGGGGUAGUUUUGCUCAAGUGUUUGCCGCAGUAAGUGAACUCGCUAACUAGCGCAGUUGAAGCGUUUGUCGAAACGUGCAACAGAAGUGGUUAUGUACUUUGUGUUUGUUCCGUGUGGUUUACGCCUGGGAGGAGAAGUGCAGGGCCUCGGUUCCGGUGUUUGACGACGGGAGAAAAUAAAAAUUGUUCGGGAAAAAAUCACAGAUUGGCUGCUGCGGGGAAGGAAAAGCCUCCCGGAAAAUAUUGAUUGCAACAAAGUUUUCUUCAUUUCUUCUUAUUGUUGCAACGGUGUGCUUGUUUUGGAACAUUUCCGAGGAUACGAGAAACCUCCACAGAAGUGUGGGAAAAAAUUCCAGCUGUUAGUUUUGUUGUUGACCGUAUACAGGAUUCAAUAUUCGAGUGGUGGGAGUUAAACCACAGAAAAGAGCGGUGGCAGUGCGAGCGAUUAUAUGAGAACUCUCGAUUCGAAACUCGUCGUGGUUUUGUAUUUUGUUGUACUGCUGGAGUGAAACAACUUUUGGGUACUUUGUAACUGGGUUAUUACUACGGAUGAAAUAAAUCGUGAGGAAUGUACGUUGUGAGAUUUGCCUGGAACGGAUUAAAUUGGAUGUAGUUGACAGUGUCUAAUCUGACGAAAUUUGUGACAAUGCGAAAAUAUUGUAAAAGUAAAGUUGAAUAAACAACAGGACAGACUAGAUUCAUCGCGAAAAGGAAAUGCUUCGAUGCUACCAUUACUGAUUGAUGCAAAUAGUAGUAGGAAAAACUAUAGCUUCGGAAUGAAGCAGAGCAGAAGAAACAUCUUGCCAGUUGGAAAAGUGAUAAUUUAACAGUUGCCAUGUUUACGAGUCGACAUGAUAAUAGAUACCAAGAGUAGAUCGUGAUUACAGCAGCCAAUGAAGUGAAAUGGAAACAGAGAAAAAGUUCAUUAUGAAAUGCACUGAAGUGAUGUGGAAAGUUGUGGUAUGAAUAUUAUAAGGUAUCCAGACGGAACAAACAUCAAGUGAACCACAAUCGAGACUUCACUGGAUGGAGUAAUGUAUCUGAUUUACCAGCAAAAAGAACGUCCACAUCAUUUUCCUAUGCCUCCGUCUCCGCUCGGCUCCCUAACUCGAUGAACCCCCUCGCAGGUAUAUCCGAAGGUACGUCAGCAGCAUGGUUCGUAUGGCAGGUUCAAAGCUGUUGGCACGACUGCUACUGCUGAUCUCGUCGGUUACAUUGGUCUCGCUGCUUGCGCUAACUCGUUGCGGUCUCGGCGGUCUAAUAGCCACAGAAAAUGGAUUUUCCAAUGGAGGUGCUGCUGUUGCCGAGCGAAGCGGUGCACCACAAGCGCUUGUUGCCGGCGAUGAAGAAUACGCCGCUGGGCCCAACUCUGGGAUCCGGGAGUCCGCCGCAGCACUAUCUGCGGCAAGUCGUGUUACGAAUGAUGAACAGCAAAAUGGGUAUCUGCAGAUGUUGCAACAACGCGAAGAGGAGAACCUCAAAGAGGUAGCGAAGUUGACGGCCGAGAUCAAGGCGCUCAAGUUGCAGAUCCUACAGCUGAAAAACGCUCAGCCGGCUGAGCUGCUUCCGAAUGGGAAUUUGACCAACGCAGGAACGCUAAACUCGCCCCAAACGCCAACCAUCCAUGAUUGUUCGGCGUUCAUACGACGCCAGGUCGGUUCUGCCGAGAUUCUCCACGGCCUUCCAUUGAACAACGAAUAUGAACUGAUUCCGUUCAAUCACUUCACGUUCAGCCGGGUUUACCCAAUCGAGCUGGGGCUUGGAAAACGAGUCGUGGAAAAGCCUAUAGGGUACAAACGAAGAGAUAUUCUUGGGGCGCUGAAUAAGGCGAUCGAAACGCUUAACCGAAACAUAACUCAAAACAUGAUGAAAUACACGCUGGAUGACUUCACCGAAGGAAUUUACCGAAACGAGCCAACUACGGGGACGCAAUAUGAGCUCUACUUCCGCACGAAGGAAGUCAACAAAAGCCUCUCAUCCAGCGGUCAGCAUCAUGACCACGGUACUCACGGCACGACCAAGCUCAUCGUGAUGAGGCCAUUUGCUCCGCUGCAGACGAUACAGAUGGAGGCUUUUCCGAAACAGCAGGAAAAGGAACUGAUCCAUAUCAUACUGCCUUUGUCCGGGCGAACGACGACGUUCCAGAGCUUCAUGGACAAGUACGUCAAGAUAGCGCUGAAGCACGACAAGCGAGUCCACCUGACGGUGAUUUACUUCGGGGAGGAGGGUUUGUCGGAGGCGAGGUCCAUCAUGAGCCGAGUCAUCGGUAUGAAGAACUCCGGCGGGAAUUCGUCCAACCUGAAGCUGUUGGCGUUGAAUGAAACGUUUUCGAGGGCUAAGGCCCUACGAGUUGGUGCUGAGAAGGUGUGGAGCAGCAAUGUAAAUAAGGAUAAGGACGUGCUGCUGUUCAUGUGUGAUGUAGAUAUAGUAUUUAGCGCUAAAUUCUUAGAUAGAUGCCGAUGGAACACCAAACCAAAUAGAAAGGUUUACUACCCGGUGGUGUUCAGUUUGUAUAAUCCGCAUGUGGUGUACACGCUGCAGGGCAAAGAAGUGCCUCCCGAGACGGAUCAGCUGGUCAUAUCGAAGGAUUCCGGUUUCUGGCGGGAUUUCGGGUACGGCAUGACCUGUCAGUAUCGAUCCGAUUUCCUCAAAGUGCGGGGUUUCGACGAGGAGAUAAUCGGCUGGGGAGGUGAAGACGUCAUGCUGUACCGGAAGUACGUGCGAUCGCACAUCAAAGUAAUUCGGGCAACGGAUCCGGGCAUUUUCCACAUUUGGCAUCCCAAGAUUUGCACGGGUGUGGCCGCAGGGCAGAAGUUGUCGGUUGAUCAGUAUCGGGCUUGCAUUCGGUCCAGGGCGUUGAACGAGGCGUCUCAUGCGCAGUUGGGAUUCCUGGCGUUCCGCGACGAUAUUGUGGCUAAUGAGGGUAAGCUGUUGAGUGGGUUGAAGCUGGAAAGCUCGAGCAAGGUGGGACACAAGACUAGUAAAAGUGGUAGUGGCGGUGGCAAUAAGACGAGCAAGGACUCGGACAAGAAGCUUACAACGACAGAUCACAAUAAGAAGAGCACAUGAUCUUUCAUGAUACAGCAUCAGGAGAGCAUCUGGCGCAUUGAAUUCUAGGUAAGAACAGUUUUGUAGGACCAACAGUUGGGGCUUAGAACCAUAGCGAAAAUAGGUGGCGCUAAGACAUAAGUCAAAAAUCAAAUUCCUGAUGUUUGUAACGAAAAGAGCUAGUCAAAUAGAUCAUGUGAUUUUAUUAAUAAAUUCCUUAUUUGGGAACAGGUUCCCAAAAGAAAUAAAAAACUGUACAUACACCAAAAGUAGGAUAAAAAUAUUUCCCAUUCCUAACCAUUAGGAUUCCAAUUGAAAUCAAGACUUUUUAGAUGAAAUUUAGUAACUAAUCAAAACCAAUCCGAAUGCUCAACAAUUUGAAUAGUAAAAGAUGGACAGUAAAAGGUGACAUACUUACAGCGGUUGGAUGUUAGAUUGGCUCGGCUCAUAAACAAAAAAAGUACAUCGUUUGGGAACUCUAUUUGAAUAUCCUCAACAAGUGGAUGAUGUAAUUCGAAAAAAUAUUUGAAGGCAAUUACAAUUCUUCGGUGGGACUCAAUCCAGCAACCCCAUGUAACUAUAAAGGUGCUUUUGCCUAUGAAGCUACCAUGAACAUUUGUCGACCUUCGCCGCAUGGUUUAUUUGGAUGUUUAAUUGAUUAGAAGCCGAUAAGCUGAGGAGGUGUAGGUGUAGAUGUUUUGUAGCUAACGACAGCACCCGGCUAGGGUAUCUUCAAUUAUUUGUCGAAGCAUAUUUCACAAGUGUUUUGAUUAUACAGUU
Messenger RNA from Armigeres subalbatus, 4155 nucleotides. It is a transcript of the gene Csgalnact, whose product is annotated as chondroitin sulfate N-acetylgalactosaminyltransferase 1. The transcript has 6 exons. The coding region runs from base 1480 to 3396 and encodes 638 amino acids. Lineage: Eukaryota; Metazoa; Arthropoda; Insecta; Diptera; Culicidae. The record is from RefSeq and is a predicted model, not a curated record. Gene Ontology annotation, molecular function: glucuronosyl-N-acetylgalactosaminyl-proteoglycan 4-beta-N-acetylgalactosaminyltransferase activity. Gene Ontology annotation, cellular component: Golgi cisterna membrane.